This is a messenger RNA of Rotaria socialis, 1311 nucleotides long. NCBI's taxonomy places the organism in Eukaryota, Metazoa, Rotifera, Eurotatoria, Philodinida, Philodinidae. The record is from the annotation of a GenBank genome assembly.
AUGCCUCUACCAUGCGCUAUCGAAAUCUGCAAACGUAAAUCACGAGCAUUAUGUCAUUGUUGCAACAAGAAUCUUUGUCCAGAUCAUUUGAAAGAACAUGAUGAUUUAAUAAAUUCACAAAUACAUCCUCUUGUUGACGACAUAAAUACUAUUGAUAAUCAAUUGUCGGCAUUAAAUGUUGAUGAAGUUAUUAGCAAAUGUUGUCAAAAAUUGGAUAAAUGGCGUCAUGAUUGUUAUACUAUUAUUGAUCGUUUUUAUGAAGAAAAAUAUCAAGAACUUCAACAACGUUGUCUUGAAAAAGUUGGUGAAAAACGAAAAAAAAUUCAUAAAUUAAAAUUAAAAAUCAAUGAACUUGUUCGAGAACAAGAAGUUACGAUUGACGAUAUUAAGUCGCUGAAAGCAACUAUUAAUGAUAUCAAACGUGACGUUAAUCAAUAUGAAGAGAAUGGCAUUGUAGUCGAUGUUCAUCCCUUAAUUAUUAAUCAAGAUUUAAUUUAUGUUGAACAAUGGACAUCGAAUGAACUUGAUAUAUCAACUCUUUCGUCACCUUAUCGAACCCUUGCUUGUUCCAACGAUAGUUGGCCUGCUCUUACUAGCAACAAUCAUUUUUUGUUAAUAGAUCAAUAUCCAAAUUUAUGUUUAUAUGAUAAACAAAUGACUCUUUUAAAAGAAUAUCCAUGGGAACAUGAUCGCAUUUCUGAUAUGUGUUGGUCAUCGAUAUUAAAUAGUUUUAUUAUCAUAACAAAUAAAAAUGGAGUUUUUCUGAUGAAUGGAAAUCUAACAACAAUUGAAUGUAUUCAAUCGAUCGAGAAGAAACAGUGGUUGUCUUGUGCAUGUUCAAAUUCAACUUUAUUUUUAACUACGAAUGAAUCGGGUUCUAGUAUUUUUCAAUUCAAUCUUUUAUCGUCAUUUAGUUUUAUGAAACAAUGGAAACCUCCUCAAAGUUGUAACUACGACGAACUUAUCCAUAAUAUUGCUUACAACAAUGAAACGCUUGCCUUAAUAAUAGAACACAAAUUCAAUGAAACAAUGCGCAUAGAACUUCGAUCUUCAUUAACAUUCGACCAACUUUGGUCAACCAAAUUUUAUACAGCAUUUUUUUUUGAAAAAUGGAUAAAUCGUAUUUGUUUACUCAAAUAUGAUGAAUGGCUUGUAAUCGAUCAUAGGACUUCACAUCUUUUACAUGUGAGUAAAGAUGGAAAAAUAAAGAAAAAGCAUUCAUAUCAAACAUCAGUUAACAAUGCUGUUUUAUUUGGUACAAAUACAUUGGCCAUCAAAACUGCAAAUUGCGUCAAUUUUUAUAGAGUAUAA